Molecule: messenger RNA, 4371 nt
Organism: Porites evermanni
Lineage: Eukaryota; Metazoa; Cnidaria; Anthozoa; Scleractinia; Poritidae
Source: the annotation of a GenBank genome assembly
AUGAAGACUCUAAUUCUGUUGGCAUUCCUUGGCUUUGUACUGGCCCUUAGCUUGGCUAUUCCAUUCAACGGAGAUACUGCUGAAGCAUAUGAUGCUGAAAGUAACGAUCUUGCGAGGGAGGUCCAAGCAGACGAAAAAGAAGGGUAAGAAAGACACGUAGCCUGUUUCAUUGAUGUAGUUACUUAUAGAUUUUCAAAGACUUAAUUGUAGCUUAUCUGUAAUGGUUAAAAAUGUACUCAUUUCCAAUUCCAUCAUAUGUAUGUGUCCUUUUUCAUUACUCUCCGAACAGUCCUACGUUUAAGUGAUUACGUCGAGGUUACAGUUGUUGAGGCCCUAACAUAGAAUUCAAACAAACGAAAACGCUUUGUCAAAAUGUAUAUUUUUUUUUUUCAUAAAGUAACGUUUUUCAUCCAGCAAAUCAGUUAUGAACCCGGCAGGGUAAUUUUCUGUUCAUUAUAGUGUAUUUGUACUUUGUUAAAUCCCUAGCUAAAACAAGGAUCAUUUGGUAUUGUAAUAUAAAAAAUAUAUAAUUAUAUAAAAACUUAUUUCACUAGAUCGCCAACAAAGCACAUAAAUCAUGAUUUCGGCUGUGAAGACCUGCGUCGGUCUGCCAAGUUCCCCACGUAGCCUUCUUUAAUGAUCGGUAAAUCACCAUAAUUAUAGCCUUUGCCGAAUAGUUACACAAAAAGGUAUAGUUUACAGUUUGAUUAUUUGGAUGCAUGAAUAGAGUUUGAAACAAACAAUGGAAACAAAUUUCCAGUUAAUACAAAACUAAGUAUCAUAUGAUAAACAUUAAAUAUCGAAUAUCAAUUUCGUUUGCCUAAACAGCAACAACAAAGAUAUGAACCACAGUAACGAAAACGAAGAAGACCAAGAAGACGAUGACGAAAACGUUUAUGCUGUACGGCAAGUAGACGAUGAUGACGAGGAAGGAGAGAACGAAGAUGAGAAUGAAAACGCUUUGAUCAAUCCAGGAAAUGAAGUUGAAGAUCCUAUCUGGCCUCUUCUCAUUGGUCGCGCAGUAUUUCGACGUUUCCGCCGCCGAUGUAGAGGCCGGCGCGCGGGUUGGCGUCGCCGACGCAGAGGCCGUCGCGGGGGUUGGCGUCGCAGACGUAGAGGCCGUCGAUGGGGUUAAAGCUGGAAUUGUUAAAAGUAGGUGGAUAUAUCUGAAUCUAAUGUAUAUACAAAUCUAUCCCCCUACCCAUCCGUUUGUAUAUAUUUGUCUGUCGACCUGUUUCUUUGUAUGUCUAUUUAUCUAUACAUUGUUUCAACUACAAUAUGGACAAUCUGCAAUCUGUAUUUCUUUUCGCUCAUCUCCACAAUUUGUUUUUACUAUAUUUACCAGAUAGAGUGGGCUUAUUUUACCAUAUAUGUAGGGAAGUUACCACUCUUUUUCACAAGUUGGUGGUUUAUGGUAGUUUAAACUUUGUAAGGAACUAGGUAAAACAGUGCGGAAGUAUGUUGACCGGUUGCGCGACUUGUCCUGGGGCGGCAACCAUCUUGCACUGUUUAAAGGAUGAUCUGUCUUUUUUUUUCUUUUUUUCUAUUCUCGCUUGACAGUACAGAGUGAGAAUGGGUCAUUGAAUGUUUAUUUUAUUAGUAGCAACGUAAAACACGGAAGAAAUCGAUUUAUUGUCACUUUGAUUUUUCAAAAAUGUCACUAAAUGCAGGUAUUUGUACGACAUUACCUUGCGAUUACAAUCGAUUAUUACAUUAUUUAUUUAUUAUUUUUAUUUCAUUCAUUUUUUGCAUUUUUUUUGUCAUUUACUUUUUUAUUCCUUGCACCUUUUUCUAGGUUUUUCCGAACGUCCCUGUUAGAAGCGACUGCCUGGACAGAGAUUUAAUGAUUGAAUCACACAGCGAACAUGUUUAUCUAGUUAUUGUAAACUCUCUUGUGUAAAACAUGGUUUAGUCCUAUGGUUGGCUAGAACUCCUUUACGUUUGAAAGUUUAUGAAAUAGAUUUACACUGACUUAAUAUCUUAGCAUGCAUAUUACAAAACUUUCUACUAAAGAUAUGUAAGUGAAAUUAAACUGAAUAAAAAAAUGCAAUUAAACGAGCUGUUGAGUUCUUCUGUGUUUUAGUGUAACUUCGAAUUGGCUAAGACAAUGGAAAACAUUAUUCAAUAUGGUUUCUGUAGGACAGGACUCGUAUAUCCUUUCUGACCAUGUAGUCACUUUAUUGAUCGGGAACUCUUGACAGCCUACUGCUGGUCUCCAUCAUGUGAUGAUUUCAUUUGUCACAUUAACAUACAGCCGACGCAUUUGCCUGUUAAAAUUUUCUCAGUGUUGUUUUCACUGUUUUCACAUGAAUUCAUCCUUAAUCCUAGUCGGUCCGGGGAGGGCUUUCGAAGCCCCUCUCCCUACUGUCCUCGCUAAAAUGUUGAAUAACUUCAAAACCGUUCAAGCUAUGGCCACCAAACUUUGCGCCUUUUCCUAAAAAUUAUCUCGGGACAUUUAAAAUUCGUCGUGACCUGUUCGUCAAUAUUUAGGUUAAGAAUGGAACCAGGUUUAUAGUAAAAGCAAAGAUAUGACAAAAGGCUUUAAAACCAAAUUAAUUGGUUGUUCAUUUCGCUAGAACUCUUUUUCAAUCCAGAAUAUCUGUAUCACGAUAUCGAUUAUAUUUCUUGUGAUAUCAAAAUAAGUAUAUCCCUAUAUUUACAAAUUUAGGCUCAAAGCAAAUAAUCUCAGUUUAAUCUCCUACGACCGACUUUGAAUGGAGUGAAAGGAAUCCGUGAAGUGGGGAAUCAUCAGUUAUUGGAAGGGAAAUACACCUAUUACUCCAAUUUCCAAGUUGAGAAGGAUUCUUAAAUAAGUGCAGGUUCCUUUAGAAAUCGGUGUCCACAAUUAUAUGUUGCCCAAGGAUAUCUAUUUCAGCUGAUAAUCGAUACGGUUUAUUACGAGUAAAAACAAACGUUUUGCAUACAAUUGGAUAAACAGUACCAUAGAGCAACUUUUAGAAAACGACUGAGAGUGAAAGACCAAAACUCCGAGGUUAUUUUACAGGCUGAGAAAACCUAGUCUUAUUUAUUUACAGUCAUAUUUUUUAUAGAGGUACUUAUUACUGACAAAAUGCGAGUCAGUGUUUGCAAAAAUACCUAGUUGCGAGAUUAAGUCCUUUAUAGCGGGGCAGACACUAAAGAAGUGAAGGGAGAUAAAAACAUAGUAUAUAUACAAUAACAUUGAGAGGAAGACCAAUAUUAGAGUAUCCUUUGCAUGCGUGAAAAACCGAAACUCCUCGUAAACACUUGUUAUCAAACGCACGUCACGUCGGACGAAAUAUUUGUUUCCUCUCUCAUUUAUUCCCUCCGAGUUUUGGAAUUUUAUGUACUAAACGUCAACUAAUGGUUAUCGCUGAUUGUUAACGAAUUGUGCACGUUGCUUGGGUCCAUAAAAAAAUGUUAGAAUUUUUGGAGUGAGAAUAAGAUCUCAUCGUUGGAAAGGUUAAGGUAAUACAAGCGAAGAUAUUUCGAUUUAAUAUUAGCUGCAAUAUAAACAGUGAGGCGCACAGCAACCAAGCGUGGAACAUGGUAACUACGCUUGUUUCUUUCCAUGAGUGAGUCUCUCAGUCUAUUGCUCAUGGAUAUUGAUGUGUUAACCCUGGGACGUUAACGCAAAGUGAUCUCCCCACCGUGGUACAAGGGGGAAGAGAGUUUUUGACAUGUUCAAGUAUUUCUGAAAGAUUAUACCUUCAGUGGAUAUUUGUACUUUGUUAAAUCCCUAGCUAAAACAAGGAUCAUUUGGUAUUGUAAUAUAAAAAAUAUAUAAUUAUAUAAAAACUUAUUUCACUAGAUCGCCAACAAAGCACAUAAAUCAUGAUUUCGGCUGUGAGGACCUGCGUCGGUCUGCCAGGUUCCCCACGUAGCCUUCUUUAAUGGUGGGUAAAUCACCAUAAUUAUAGCCUUUGCCGAAUAGUUACACAAAAAGGUAUAGUUUACAGUUUGAUUAUUUGGAUGCAUGAAUAGAGUUUGAAACAAACAAUGGAAACAAAUUUCCAGUUAAUACAAAACUAAGUAUCAUAUGAUAAACAUUAAAUAUCGAAUAUCAAUUUCGUUUGCCUAAACAGCAACAACAAAGAUAUGAACCACAGUAACGAAAACGAAGAAGACCAAGAAGACGAUGACGAAAACGUUUAUGCUGUACGGCAAGUAGACGAUGAUGACGAGGAAGGAGAGAACGAAGAUGAGAAUGAAAACGCUUUGAUCAAUCCAGGAAAUGAAGUUGAAGAUCCUAUCUGGCCUCUUCUCAUUGGUCGCGCAGUAUUUCGACGUUUCCGCCGCCGAUGUAGAGGCCGGCGCGCGGGUUGGCGUCGCCGACGCAGAGGCCGUCGCGGGGGUUGGCGUCGCAGACGUAGAGGCCGUCGAUGGGGUUAA